AUGCAAAGGACGGUAACUCUGAUACAGCCUGGACUUUGACUCUUCUGUUGCGGAGGAGCUGAAAACAACAAUCAUGGCGACGAUGGCUCGCUGUCUGCUAAGGACGGGGCAAAGUACUGCAAAGUUUGUCAGAAAAGAAUGUCUCAACAAUGCAAGGUCAUUGUCCAGUUUGGCGGAACUUCCAGACACACACAAAAUAUUACAGAAAAGUUGCCGAGAUUUUGCAGAUAAUGAGCUAGUCCCGAUCGCUGGGAAGUUGGACAAAGAGCACACAUUUCCCAAAGAUGUGAUAAAGAAGAUGGGUGAUCUGGGAUUGAUGUCGGUAGAUGUCUCCGUUGAUGAGGGAGGGACUGGACUAGAUUAUCUGGCCUACGCCAUUGCUAUGGAGGAAAUCAGCAGAGGAUGUGCUUCCACUGGUUGUAUCAUGAGCGUAAAUAAUUCGCUUUACCUUGGACCAGUGAAUAAGUGGGCCAACCCAGCACAGAAGGAGGUUUUUCAGGAGCCCUUUUUACAUGGAGACAGAGUGGGCUGCUUCGCUCUCAGUGAGCCAGGAAAUGGCAGUGAUGCUGGGGCUGCGUCUACCACGGCACGGUUGGACGGAGACUCCUGGGUGUUAAACGGAACCAAAGCCUGGAUCACAAAUGGUUAUGAAGCUGAAGCAACAGUGGUCUUUGCAACUACGGACAAAAGUCUGAAGCACAAGGGUAUCAGUGCAUUUCUGGUGCCCAAGCCCAGCCCUGGGCUGUCUCUGGGUAAGAAGGAGGAUAAGUUGGGCAUUAAGGCUACCUCCACCUGUAACCUGAUCUUUGAGGACUGCAGGAUUCCAAGGGAGAACUUACUGGGGGAACCAGGAUUUGGAUUCAAAAUUGCCAUGCAAACCCUAGAUGCAGGCAGAAUUGGAAUUGCAGGUCAAGGUUUAGGAAUAGCUCAGGCUGCUUUUGAAUGUGCCAUAGAGUAUUCUCAGAAAAGGAUGGCGUUUGGAACCCCAAUUUCAAAAAUGCAGACAAUCCAGUCCAAGUUAGCAGACAUGGCUUUGUCAAUUGAAAGUUCCCGACUGAUAAUGUACAAGGCAGCUUUUCUGAAAGAUGCCGGGAAACCUUUCUCCAAAGAAGCUGCCAUGGCCAAGCUCGCAGCCUCUGAGGCGGCAACGUUCUGUUCUCAUCAGCUAUGGUCCUUCACCAGCAAUGGUAUGACCUCUCCAGAUUCCACUCGAGUGGAAGAUCUCAGUGGGACGUUAUACAACAUGCUAUCCAGAUUUUGGGAGGUAUGGGGUAUGUAACGGACAUGCCAGCAGAACGACAUUAUCGUGAUGCCCGGAUAACAGAGAUCUACGAGGGGACCAGCGAGAUUCAGAAAUUUGUGAUAGCGGGAAGUCUUCUGAAGGAGUACCACGUUAGUUAAUCGAACAAUGAAGUAGGGCCUGUUGAUCAGCCUCACCUUGAUGGUGCAAGGGCCAACAAAAUUGUGAUAAAAUGCUCUGCAAUCGACAUACAGUGUAUGUAAAUAAGAUAUUACAUUUAAUAAAUUAAUUUUUGAUAUUAGA
This is a messenger RNA of Ostrea edulis (European flat oyster), 1543 nucleotides long. Its product is annotated as short-chain specific acyl-CoA dehydrogenase, mitochondrial-like. Gene Ontology annotation, biological process: fatty acid beta-oxidation using acyl-CoA dehydrogenase; butyrate catabolic process. Gene Ontology annotation, cellular component: mitochondrion. The transcript has 13 exons. Bases 74 to 1279 code for a protein of 401 amino acids. NCBI's taxonomy places the organism in Eukaryota, Metazoa, Mollusca, Bivalvia, Ostreida, Ostreidae. The record is from RefSeq and is a predicted model, not a curated record. Gene Ontology annotation, molecular function: flavin adenine dinucleotide binding.